AUGGCGGAAAACUUUAAUAAUCUGCCUUUACUCAACGAGGCAAUCGAUGAAUCAUCAGAGGAAGUCCUAGCUUCCAUGCUAAAGGAAAUAUGCCAGAAGUACCCAUCAAUCACAGAAUUCGUACAGAGUCGACUUCUUGUGUGCGAAGAUGAAGUCGCUCGGCCAGGAACAUCUGCCACGCCCACCAGCGUUCACGAAGGGGGCAACAGCAGCAAUGAUGAAGGGGAGGAUACGACUUCCGCCACGGCUUCCCGUUCUGGGAAAUUGAAAAAGCGCUACGCUAGGUGCGAAAAUUGCGAGGAGGAAUUCGAUGUCACAGGAAAUACUGUCACGAGCUGUUCCUAUCAUCCGAGCGAAUCUGAGCCGAAUUACGAGGAAUUUCUUGACCAUGAUGAAGACUGCCAUGGGAUCAUUGACUCCGAUGAAAUGCGAGAAGACUACCCAGAGAAAUUCUACUUUGUUUGCUGCGAUCGUCGUUACAACGAAAAGGGCUGCGUGAUAGACUGGCACUUGGAGACUGACAAUGAUUCCGGAGUCUGGAAAAGACGAAAGUUUUAA
This is a messenger RNA of Penicillium angulare, 558 nucleotides long. RefSeq lists its product as uncharacterized. Bases 1 to 558 code for a protein of 185 amino acids. NCBI's taxonomy places the organism in Eukaryota, Fungi, Ascomycota, Eurotiomycetes, Eurotiales, Aspergillaceae. The transcript is spliced from 2 exons. The record is from RefSeq and is a predicted model, not a curated record.